Messenger RNA from Magallana angulata, 2313 nucleotides. RefSeq lists its product as uncharacterized. Gene Ontology annotation, cellular component: membrane. The transcript is spliced from 3 exons. The record is from RefSeq and is a predicted model, not a curated record. NCBI's taxonomy places the organism in Eukaryota, Metazoa, Mollusca, Bivalvia, Ostreida, Ostreidae. The coding region runs from base 58 to 609 and encodes 183 amino acids.
GUAGGAAGUAAUGACGCUUCAGGUGUAAACAGGUAAUACACGAGGGGGUAAGAAGAGAUGGAAGGAAGUGAUGAGGAAAAAACAACUAAUAAAACUGACGAAAAACAGGAGGAUGCUGAAAAGGACUUCGAGGACAUCCAACUCGAUAUCGACACAGACGUAGCCAAAUACAGCCACGAAAAAGAGAGUCCUAGACCGAGAGAAAACGGAAAACAUCCAGAAAAUGUUAUCACCGACCAACCCAUUGACGCAACGCCUCCGCCAUCUUACGCCAAUGACGUCACAGUUCAUGGCCUUGACCCUCCUGUGGUCCGACAAGGACCCUUGAAACCAAAGCCGAAGGACUUUGUGGUGACGUCAUGUUUUGUCAUUCUUUGCUGCAAUUUUAUAUUCGGACUUUUAGGAUAUCAUUUUGGAGUCAAAGCUAAUCACGCAUGGCAGCUGGGAGACGAGCAUUCCUCACGAAAACGUGCCAAACUUGCUAUGAUCUUCGUGAUCUUGGGUAUCAUCGCGGGAAUUUCCACGUACGUGUUAGCGCUCACGCUGUACUUCACGCUGAAUAAGGAUGAACCCGUGAGCUACCAUCACUCAAACACGCAAGCAGGAUGAUUGUUUCUCAUAACUUAUAUAUAUUUAUACACCAUUGUUGAAUGAUGAAAAAACAGAAUCAGGUCCAAGAUCUACAUACAUGUAUAUGAAGAAAUAAGAGAGAGAGUAGAGUUUCGUGGACUCCCUCAAUCUGGUCAAAAGAAGGGGCAUUCUAACAUUAUUAAUUACACAAGCGAGUCGCUUUGUAGAACAAUAAUUUUAAAUUUUGAUUUAGAUCUAAUUCAUUUUAUCCAAGACUGUUACGUUGGACUGUUCGUGUCUGACAGCAGUUUGAUGUGGCAUGUUUUUCAUUAUUAACAACAUUGCUUUGGUUAUAAAUUAGUGAAUAUUUCAUUUAAGACCAGUGUUGAUUUCCAUUUGUUUGUUUUGGUGCGUGAACUAGAUUGCUAUGUCACAUCAAAAGUAUUGUUUAAACCUUUCUAUUAGGGAAUCAAAAACAUGUACACGUAUCUAGAGGGAAAGGUUUGUGAAUGUUUUAUAUAAUUGUCAUCGAAGUUUGAAAAUGCAUUGCAGUAUUUUUGAGAAAUUUCCUGAAUUCUAACACAGAUUUUCUAAAGAAGAUUCGAAUUUUUAAUAAGUUGGAAUUGUAAUACAUCAUUUGUUUUUGGAUUUUUUUUUAGCUUCAUUCGUCUUUACCAGCAUUUUUCUAUAAGUGAUUUGUAUAAUGUCUAUUUCAUACAUAAAUUAGUCAUUUUUGUCAUAUAUUUAAAUUGUGUAUCAUUGUAUGCAAUUCAUAUGAGGUAUGUUAUAAUAUUUAUAUAUUGUACAAGAAGUCUUUGUGUAGAACCAUUCCAGCAAAUCUACAAUUUAUUUUUUUACGUAUCAAUUUUAGAUGAUUUUACUAAUGUUUGUUUUAAAAUUUUAACGAUUUUAUGUAUAUUGGACAUUGUCUUAAGAGGGAAAGGUAGGGUUCUCUUUGUUCGUUCAUGCGUCUAUGUGCUAGUCCAUUACAUGUAUAACUUAACAAUUUCUUGUUCCAAACUUUCUGGAUUAAUGCAUAUAUGUACCUCUUGACCAUCUUAUUUAAAUAAAAGAUCUUCGAGAGGGCUGGGUGGUGAACAAAUUAACCUUCAGAUCCAUAGAACUUUUAGAAAUGAUAUUUUGAGCUAUUAACUUAACUUAUAUAUAUUAUUGUAAAGUAAAAAUUCUAUAUAUGAGCUUUGAAAUUUAAGAAGUUUUUUUCCAAAAUCAUACAUAGAGCUCUUCUUCCUUAGGAGAUCAAUAUAGUCUAAAAAUGACCACGACUAUCGACCUCUUUUAAAGCCUAAAAAAGAAUUGAAAUUUGACUUGUAUGCAAUCUAGCACUUCCAAAGUGUCGUGAUCUUUAUUCUAGGUCAUAUCUGAAAGAUUAAGGUCAAAGGUCAAACUGUCCAUAUGGUACUCGAUAUCUUUUGUACACUUGACUUAAUUUAUAUCAUAUUGUAUGGGUAGUACUUUUUUACAGCUUGCUUUCGUUUGAAUGUUACAUGGAAUGGCUGUAUGACCCUAUGACCUUUCACCUGUAAGAUGACGAUUGUGUUUGAUUGUGCUUGAAGGUUAUAGUUUAUAUUGAAGGUCAAGGUCACAGAUGUCAUUCACAAGGGAAAGAGCUUGCCUUGUCCAUAUCAUAAAAUAAUCAUGUAUAAGCAAUAAAGCAUAAUCUAUCGUAUCAACGAACAACGGCGUUUUUAAUCUGUCAUCUCAAUAUAAAGAUACAUUUUAAAA